Molecule: messenger RNA, 1124 nt
Organism: Desarmillaria tabescens
Lineage: Eukaryota; Fungi; Basidiomycota; Agaricomycetes; Agaricales; Physalacriaceae
Exons: 3
Coding region: 140-931 (263 amino acids)
Source: RefSeq, a predicted model, not a curated record
UGACAUCACAUUGGACCGCCUGGACCGCCUGAUUUGUAACUUCGCUCAUGCAGAACAAGGGACCAAUACUUUGGUGCUCGCUAUCGCCAUAUUUAUAUAAGCUCUCGUUUCCACAACUCAUUACAAUCCCAGCUAUACGAUGCCAUCCGGUACUCAAGCCAUCAACCUCGCUCUUCCACCCAUUCGUGGCAGCACUCCAGGACCAUACUCUGUAGUUCAAACUAGCGGGCACUCCACGAGCAUCGCUCGAGCUCCGAAGACACUCGUGCCUUUCCCCGGAGACGCCUUCACUAAUUGUCUUCAAUCGCCCACCCUCCUGCACUCACUACAGAUUCAAGUUCUGCCAAUCACCACCGAGCGGAGCCAUAAUCUCGCUACUGAGGGAGAUAUCGAACGGGCUGCCGCAAUUUACCUCCUCCACGAUGUUAACCUCAUCAUUGAGGAUCUCUUGAUCAAUCGCCUCCACAUCAAUCCUGCAGCUGUUGAAUGCCUUGGGCAGUCCACUACUGGCACGUCCCGCCCAGAUAUCAAGUACGUAGUCAAUGGCCGUACCAUUUUGAUCGUCGAGUACAAACACACAGACUCACUUCGGGACAACGACUGGACAGAGUUUGCGCUCGUCAGACCGAACCGAACUGCCCAGCAGAUCAUCAACAGCAUUCCCGCGGGUGUCCAAACCGCCUUGAGAGACAAUGCCGCUAUCAUCUCCAAGCAAGCCAGUAAAUACAGCUCUCAAUGUGGCCUCGUCGUCCUUUGCAACUAUCAGAACAUGAUCGUUCUCGAUUUUACACCUGGGCACAACAACGCUCGAUGGAACGACCUAACGGACCCCGUUAAGUACUACUUUUCCAACGGGCAGACGAUGACCCACAAGCGACUCCUUUUGGCCACAUUAAUAUAUGGUUUGAGGAAAGUGGGGAUCAAUGUUUGAAGGACCUUGGGGGUCGUAGUUGUAUAGUGGUACUCUCGAUGUUCCAUGGUUCAUAAGAAGAGUAUCUAUUACCCGGCUCCCAAAAUUGAGGAAUGUAGUUCAGUCAACAUAAUUGAGAAUUUGAGUUUCAGAUUUUUCCGGACCCACAUCCGGAGAACUACGGAGCGCCCGUAAUCGUCCUACGUGUUCAACU